CCGAGCAGUGACUAUCCCUCGACGACUGACUUUAACUUUGGCUGGCAAUUGAUUCGAGCGCGCGGGUCGUCGUCGCUUUCAGUUUCAUUCGAGACACGGCGCGGUUCAGAGGCUCCCGGCAAUCCGAGCUGUAGUGAGUUCAAUUCUCGCGUGGAAUACGGCGAAAACUAAAAAAGGUCAGAACGUAACUUGCUGCGCUGUGAAUUAGUGGUGCCUGUGAGUGCGUCUAUUGAUAGUCAAGUUGUUUGAAGCGUCGGUUCGCAUUCAGUGGGUUACGCCGAGGUUGAUUGUGCGUCUGAAAAGGUCUUAAGGUCUGCGGCUGCGUCUGAGUCUGAGUUCAGAUGCUGAAAUUUCCACACGAGGUUACGGCAGGGCGUGAGAACCUGUGUGCCUCCCGCCACCCCCCUCGGGGUUAAGCCCUAAAGUGUGCUGUUGAUCUUCUAUGAUCUUGAUUCUCCACAAACCUCUCUCAACCGAGGUUGGCGUAACAACAGAGAGUGAUAGUUGUGCUUGCUGUUGAAGUUGUUGCUGAUGGUGAAGUUGAAGUUGGGAUUAGCAAAUCAGCGCGCCAGAAGCAUAGGUGAAGUUGAUGAAGAAUUGACGUCGUCGUCGUCGUCGCCGACGUCAAAAGUGUAAUGUGAUACCGCAAGAUGAGUGAGAUUGAUUGAUUUAAAAUUCGUUGAGAAGAAACAGGUAGUGCGAAACAAGGGCACCGAAGAGUUCUUGGUGAAAAGUGGAACAAGUUUUUAAUUUGUGGAAAAAUACUACAGGAAUAAAAAUUGUGAAGUCCAACGCAGCAGUAUUUUGAAAAGAAUCAAAAUUAAACUGUUUUGUUGAAAGACAAGGUUCCCAGAGGUUGCUGAAUUCUCCGACUUUCCAAUGAACGAAGAAGAUCGUGACGUUUCAAAAGUGGUCAACAAGGAAGAACUAGAGUGUGUGCAAACCUAAGAAGAUUCAGUGAAUUCGAAAAAAUAGUCAAUCAAAGUGUAAAAAAAGCAAGAAAAUGUAUCCACCAACAGUUGUAGUGUUGGCGUUAGCGUUAGUGAGUUGUGGUUCGCGGCAAGCGCUCUCGCUGGAGACGCUUCUCCGGCUAGAGCAGCUCGAUGGGGAUGGUGAAGGUGGUGGCCUCGGUGACCUGGGCAGUAGUUCUACCUUCGAGGAUACCGCGUACGAUACGGACAGCGAAGACAACGCAUCAAGCAGCUAUCCCCAGCAACCUCCAGCCGGUCCUCUAGACGGAGUAUUCUACCGGGUAACGCCAGCUUCCGACCAGGAGAGUCAGGAGCGAACCCUGCUCGCAAGCCCAACAAGCAGUACCACCGGUAACAGCAUCCUCCCAGAAGAAGAAGACGCCAGCGUCGAGGAUCAACAGCAGGUCACCGACAAGAUCGCCGGACUUGCCCAGCCCUUCAUCGGCGGCACCAGCGAGGACGAUCUGCACGACACCGCAAGCCGGAGUCGCAGCCUAGAUCACGAACCCUCCCCAAUCGACACCCUCCAAUCCCCCUCCACAGUCCUCGAGACCAGCCUCUCCACCAACUACCUAUACACCUCCUCGGGAAGUUCCAGCUUCUUCAACGACACCUACCACCACUCCACAACCUCGGACACCGCUUCCUCCGAACUCGACGCUUCCUCGCUUGACGUCAGCAGUUCCGAGGACCAGUCCACCACCACCAACCUCCCCUCUCUCUCGCUCGGACCCGAUGACGUCACCGCUCCAAAGCCCACCAAACCGCACUUCGACGAGAGCAAAAUCUCCAAGGCGGAACUCCUCUCGCUGCUGAUCGCCGACAAGAACCUCCGGCUGCCGAUCGCCUUCCUCGUCGACACCUGCAACGACUCGCUCAGCUACUCCAAGAAGGUGUUUGACGCGGCGCUCGUGCCCCGAUCACCGCUCGAGGUGAUCCUGAUGCGGUACAACGCGACCGGCAUAGCGAAAUCGACGAGCUUCCGCAACACCAAGUCCCUGAUGGACUCGAUCAACGCACUGCAGCCCUCGUACGACGGCAGUGGCCGGGCCUACUACGGCAUCCUGCGAACGUCCCAGGAAAUUCCGUACGACAGUGCCAUCUUCCUGGCCACUUCGAACCCCGCCACCGACAAGGAACUAGCCAAAAUGGCCGCGUUGACGCUGCUCAAGAAGCGAAUUCGGCUUUACGUGAUCUGGUUCGGCGACGAGGUCGACAUGAACCUGUCCGAUCAGCACCUGGACAGUCAGACGGGACUGCACGAGCUGGCGUUCAAAACCGGUGGCCGCGUGAUCCGUUUCGAGAUUGAUCGCAACUUUGGCAACAACCCGGUGCUGACCACCCUCGUUUCGGAGAGUGAACUGCGCGGCGACACCAGCAUCCCGAUUCCGGUCCCGGAGGACGUCAACAGUUUGUACUUUAAACUGCACGGCGCCCUGGACGCGGCCACCCUGCGGACACCCAACGGUUUCCUGAUCGAUCUGCUCCACAACACCGUCUCCGAAGAGCACCAUCCUGCCAACGACCCACCAUCUUCCCUGCCCAUCCCGACGCCCAAGAUCAUAGCAAGCAAUCACACGAAGCAAACCUACGGCCAGCACCGCUCGAGGGCACUUCUUCCCCACGGCCUCGAACGCGAGCAGGACUAUCUGUUCGUGGUGAGCCGCGUUGAUAACCAUGGCCACGAAGGGGGCACGUACUAUCUGAACGUGUCGGGCGCCAACGAAGCCGUCGUCGGUCCAAAGUCCAACGACUCGUACGGGGUGACCGUCAAGGCCGACUUCAGGACGCGCCACGGGUUCGAACUGCUGGAGCUGGGUGACCCCGCGCUCGAACGCCACUACGACGAACGAAACGGCGGCGGCAACGGGCUGCUCGAUCCGAAAAUCGCGGGUCGCAGCCAACGGCAGACUCUGCUGCCCCAGGAUGGCGGGACGGAGGAGAGCGGAACGUUGGGACGGGCCACCCUCCAGGCGAUUACCAAGGUGGACCUGGGUACGAACUCCCAGCUGAACGGGCCACGAGGCUCGACGCUUCAGCUGAUUUUCGAAGUGACCAACUUUCGGCAGACGCCGAUGCAGUACUUCUUCCGGGUCAACGACGAGUUGAGUUACUUGCGGGCGCUGAACCCGGGAUCAGCAACUAUCGCUCCGGACCAAACCGUCAACGUCGUGGUGACUUUGGUCAUCAACCCGAAUGCCGAGGUCGGAGCGCGGGACAAAGUGACCUUCUCGACGGAGGGCGUGGAUCGUGUUUCGCAAGCGGCCUUCGUGACCGUUACCGAUUCUACCGGACUGUCCGACUCGUACCAGCCGAGCCUGUGGUACACGUACUCGAGCCGUUGCGAGGGACGUUCCUCCCCGGGAACAUGCGCGGGGGCUUUCUGGACGGUCGAGAUAACCGCUCGGGACUACGAAACCGGACUGCUGCGGAUUUCGUCCUCCCCGCGGGGAAUCGUCUACAAAGCUCCGUUCACGGCGGGAACGCGUGACGAUGUCAAGGCCACCUACACGGCGUCCUGCUGCCAGCCCAAGGUGACGAUCACGGCGACGGACGUAAGUCGGAACGCGCGCACCGUCAGCCUGGACGUGACGGACAUUUGGUUGAACGAGGCCGGCAUUGCGGCUGUCGUGCUGGGGGUGUUGCUGCUGAUCGCGUUAAUCGUGCUGCUGGUAAUUUUGAUUCGGUACUGUGUGCGGCGCCGGAAGAGGGCCCAGGAACUGCCGAUCUACCGGAGCGAUGCCCGGGGAACGCGGAGUACGCGAUAGUUUAAGUUAUUGUUUUAUGAUUUAUGGUGUCGGUCUAAGUCAUGAUGAAACUUGUCAGUAUUUAUGGAAAUAAGUUUAUAAAGAUUUCUUCAAAUUGUGCCAAAUGUUAGUGGUAUAAAUAAAUUGUUUAUAAGAGCAUUUCAAUAAAGUUAAACGA
Molecule: messenger RNA, 3896 nt
Organism: Culex pipiens pallens (northern house mosquito)
Lineage: Eukaryota; Metazoa; Arthropoda; Insecta; Diptera; Culicidae
Exons: 8
Coding region: 1004-3739 (911 amino acids)
Source: RefSeq, a predicted model, not a curated record